GAAGACUCAGCAGACACGUUGAGGGGGAGUUACCGAGAGCCCGGGCAGCAAAAACAUCCCGGCGCAUUCCUGGGGAGUCCUCAGCUGCCAGCAUCUGAUUACAACCAUAUCUCGCCGGGAGUGGCCCGCGGCGGAGGCUCCCGGGCCCGCGGCUAUUUAAGCGCGGCCGCGCCGUGUGGGCUGCGCGGCUGCCUGGAGGCUCGGGCGCGGGCGAGUGAUGCUCGCUGCGCAGCGGCGCUAGCUAGCCUGUGUCUGCAGUAGGUUAUGCUCAUUUGAGACUCCUCCGCCGGGGAUCUGCGGGUGUCACUAAGUGUCUGCUGGUGCUGGAGUUUGCUGCCUGCCUUCUUGCCAUGUCUAACGAAGUAGAAACGAGCACAACCAACGGCCAGCCUGACCAACAGGCCGCCCCAAAAGCGCUGUCGAAGAAGGAAAAAAGGAAAGGCUCAGAAAAGACAGAUGAGUAUCUUUUGGCCAGAUUCAGAGGCGACGGUGUCAAAUACAAGGCCAAGCUGAUUGGCAUCGAUGAUGUGCCCGAUGCAAGGGGAGAUAAAAUGAGCCAAGAUUCUAUGAUGAAACUCAAGGGCAUGGCGGCAGCUGGCCGGUCUCAGGGACAACACAAGCAAAGGAUCUGGGUCAACAUUUCCCUCUCUGGCAUAAAAAUCAUCGAUGAGAAAACUGGGGUGAUUGAGCACGAGCAUCCAGUAAAUAAGAUUUCUUUCAUCGCCCGUGACGUGACGGACAACCGGGCGUUUGGUUACGUGUGUGGAGCGGAAGGCCAGCAUCAGUUUUUCGCCAUAAAAACAGGACAACAGGCUGAGCCAUUGGUCAUUGAUCUCAAAGACCUUUUUCAAGUGAUCUACAAUGUAAAGAAAAAGGAAGAAGAAAAGAAAAAGAUGGAAGAAGCCAAAAAUGCAGUCGAGAAUGGAAGCGAGACCCUAAUGACUCAUGAUGACCAAGCUAACAAACUAAAAUUGGCUGUUGACCAGAUGGAUUUGUUUGGGGACAUGUCUACACCUCCUGACCUAAAUAGUGCAACAGAAAGCAAAGAUAUCCUGUUAGUGGACCUAAACUCUGAAAUCAACACCAAUCAGAAUUCUUUAAGAGAAAAUUCAUUCUUAACAAACGGCGUCACCUCCUCCUCUCUUCCUCGACCAAAGCCUCAGGCACCUUUCUUGCCCGAAAAUGCCUUUUCUGCCAAUCUCAAUUUCUUUCCCACCCCUAAUCCUGAUCCUUUCCGCGAUGAUCCUUUUGCACAACAAGACCAAUCGCCACCCUCUUCGUUUGAUUCUCUCAAAUCUCCAGAUCAGAAGACAGAGGAUUUGAGGGGCUUGUCCCCUCCCCUGAGUAACGGGCCCCUGAACGGGGACGCUGAUUACUUCGGUCAGCAGUUUGACCAAAUCUCUAACCGGACUGGCAAACAGGAGGCUCAGGCAGACCCGUGGCCCCUUCCAAGCCCACAGACACAGGCACAGCCAGCAGUGAGAACUCAGAACGGGGUGUCUGAAAAAGAACAGAACGGCUUCCAUGUCAAAUCCUCCCUGAACCCUUUUGUGGGAAGCCCUCCCAAAGGACUGCCCGUCCCAAAUGGCAUAAAGCAGGACUUGGAAAGCUCGGUCCAGUCCUCAGCACAUGACUCCAUAGCCAUUAUCCCACCUCCACAAAGUACCAAACCGGGAAGAGGCAGAAGGACUGCUAAGUCUCCAGCCAAUGACUUGCUGACGUCAGACAUCUUCGCUCCUGCCGACUCAGAAGCUCCAGGCCAGGGGUCACCCACCGGACACCCUGCAACCCCACAGGCCAGCCCUCUGGAUCUCUUCAAGACCAACGCCUCUGCCCCUGCGGGGCCCCUCGGGGGUCUUGGUGGGGUGCAGAUGACACCCCCUCAGGCAGGACCCUGGAGCCCAACGUCUCUAGUGUUCAGUCAGUCCACUUCGGUGGUCCCGGGAGCCAUGGUGGGUGGCCAGCCUCCAGGAUUCGCUCCGCCCAUGGUCUUUACCACAAGCCCAGCGGUUGCAGGUUGGAGCCAGCCUUCAUCCUUUGCAGCCUCGACUUCCCCUGCAGCCCCUGUUGUUUGGGGCGCAUCGGCAUCUGUGCCACCCAACACCUGGUCAUCAGCGAGCCCCUUGGGAAACCCUUUCCAGAGCAACAUUUUCCCAGCUCCUGCCGUAUCUGCCCAGCCCCCUUCCAUGCUCUCCUCUCUCCUGGUCACUCCUCCUCAACCACCUCCCCGAACUGGCCCUCCACGGGACGUCUCCACUGAUGCCUUCGUUGCCUUGGACCCACUCGGGGACAAAGAAGUCAAGGAAGUGAAAGAAAUGUUUAAGGACUUGCAGCUGCGGCAGCCUCCUGUCGUCCCCGCAAGGAAGGGAGACCCAACCCCUUCUGGGACCUCAAGUGCCUUCUCCAGUUACUUCACCAGCAAAGUGGGCAUUCCUCAGGAGAAUGCAGACCACGAUGACUUUGAGGCUAACCAGCUGUUGAAAAAGAUCAAUGAACCACCAAAGCCAGCUCCCAGACAAGGCGCCCUGCCGGUUACCAAAUCUCCUGACAGUGCAUCUGAGAAUCCUUUCUCUAAAAAUUCUUUCAGUUCCUCACAAGCCUCUAUGGCUUCGCCUCAACCUGCAGCUCCUGAUGUAUAUGGGGACCCUUUCGGAAGUCCUUUUGCCUAACUUCUGAACCAGGCCGCCUGACUAUCCGGAGGAGCGAAAGGAUGGCCAGACAAAGUGGAUAGCCAGACAAGCCCUGACCUCUGCCCUUGUUCCAGCUUUGAUAUAUUACCCGUUGCCUUACUUCUUGCUGCCUCUUCCACGUGUAAAAUGCCUCUCACUUUUUGUUUAGGUUAAAGCUAAACCGAAUCUAUGGCUUUAAAUAAAUUAAGAACCUAAACUGUCUAGCUUAAGUGUAAAUGAAGUAGUUUCCCUACUUGAUCCCUUGCCUAUUGUGUCCCUGACCUUCUAGAACAUUCUACCACGUACCCUCUGGUUGAGUGACGCAGCCGCCACAACUCCUCAGAUCAGACUGCUUUGAAUAAAUAUCAAAAUCCUCACUGUUCACGGUUGUGCGGGGGUUUCAUCUUAGACCAUAAACCCUAAAUGUAGUAGGACAAGGCACCUUCUAAGUCUUGCUUCAGACCCUCGCUUCCAGAGAAUUUUUAAAGUUCAGUUGGAGCAAGUGCCACUUCUCCCUAGACAUGUGGGAACCCGACACACCCAAGAACCUUUUUAAAGAUGGUAUUUCUGCUAGUUCUGAAGAUCAUUUGUAUUUUCUCAAGGGCAAGGUUGUCCUCUUUCCAAUCUGCUAGCUCUUGCCAAUGGGGGAAGAGCAUUAUGUGUUGUGUCUUUCCUCUCCUUUUCCUUGCGAUUCUCUUUUCCAUCAGCCUUGCUCCCAGGUUCAUAUACUAUUUCCUCCCUUUCACAAGAAAUGGAGUUUUGUGGGACAAAAGUUCCGACGAUUCACAGACCUGAACCCUCACCACCUUCUCAGUGGUUUCCGAUCCCAGUAAUUAGAAGCGCAAACAGGACAACCUUUAUCCUUUCUGUGGAAUAAGGGGCCAUCCUCUUGAGCUGAAGUCCCUGAAGAGCAGUGAAUGUCGAAGAAAACCUGAACUCAACUCAGCAGUGAAGGACAACACAUCACAAAGAUAAAUGUGAUUGUGCCAAACAUAUAAGGUGCUUAUCUGGGGUCAUGCUAGACCUUUAUCAAGUGACGGGAAAACUUUUCUUGAAGCCACAAUCUCGUAACUAGUUAGCAGAUAAAUAGGAAAAAAAUGGCAAACAAUUACUUGCUCUUACUAUUAAAAGCCUAAUGUCUGUCAUAUUUUUCUCCUCAUAACCUUGGACAAUUCCCCAGUUUGUGUUCCAUCCUGUUGUUAGCACAGUUCUGAAGGGUUUGUUCUCGCCAACAUGAGUUUUGUUUGUUUAUGUUGGGUUUUUAAUGUCUCUUGACCCCUAAUGCUCAGGUUCUGGUGGGUGUUGGUCGACCACGUACAAUGUCACCUUCAGAUAAACACGAGGAUGAUGGCUCAGGAUCUAAACAAGAUGGUGGCUUUGUGAACCUCUGUUAAUUAGCCCCCAGGAGUCCAAGCUAAAGUCCUGUGGUUUUCUGUUCAAUGGUAGCGAAAUAGCUCAUUGUGUUUGGCAUAAUUUUCCAUCUGGCUUCCUAUUCAGUCAUUACAAACGCAGACUUGAAGUAGUAUUUUAUAUGUCCAAAUACCUACAUGUACUCAAUGGGAGACGAUUAUUUCCAGGUAGUUGAAUUUUUGAAAGUAGAAAAAAAAUUUGAAAGUGAUGAUCAGCCACUCAGUUGUUUUAUACAUACUUGUUUACUUGUGCACUUUUCUGUAUGCAAACAAAGCUAUAAAUUUAUUCAUUUCAAUAAACUGGAAUGGCAGAA
Phyllostomus hastatus (greater spear-nosed bat) is the source of this 4392-nucleotide messenger RNA. It is a transcript of the gene DAB2, whose product is annotated as DAB adaptor protein 2. The transcript is spliced from 15 exons. NCBI's taxonomy places the organism in Eukaryota, Metazoa, Chordata, Mammalia, Chiroptera, Phyllostomidae. Gene Ontology annotation, biological process: receptor-mediated endocytosis; negative regulation of canonical Wnt signaling pathway; positive regulation of endocytosis. Gene Ontology annotation, cellular component: plasma membrane. The coding region runs from base 351 to 2669 and encodes 772 amino acids. The record is from RefSeq and is a predicted model, not a curated record.